This is a messenger RNA of Drosophila albomicans, 4383 nucleotides long. It is a transcript of the gene Cp190, whose product is annotated as centrosome-associated zinc finger protein CP190. Gene Ontology annotation, molecular function: protein binding; RNA polymerase II cis-regulatory region sequence-specific DNA binding; DNA-binding transcription factor activity, RNA polymerase II-specific. Gene Ontology annotation, biological process: regulation of transcription by RNA polymerase II. Gene Ontology annotation, cellular component: nucleus. The record is from RefSeq and is a predicted model, not a curated record. NCBI's taxonomy places the organism in Eukaryota, Metazoa, Arthropoda, Insecta, Diptera, Drosophilidae.
UCAAUCGGACGCCUGAAGCAUUGUGCAAAAAGAGGCACUGCAACAAAAUUAUAAUCAAUUCAUUUAAUUCAAUUACAAUUUACGCCUAUGUUUAUUUUCAUAUGUUUUAUGUGACAACGCUGUGUGCUGCAAUCGUGUCCUCUCAAUUGAAAUUUCCUGCCCCCACCCGGAGUACAGUUGCGCCAGCCGCACGCUAGAAAAAGCCAAACACAACAAGAAGACAACGACGACAUCGCGACGGGGAGGCCGCGUUUAAAGAACAAAACAAAAACCAUAAAAAGAAAACCUGCAUUUUUAAAAGAAAAGAUAAAUAAAUAUUCAACAAAAUGGGAGAAGUAAAGUCCGUGAAAGUUGACAACUGGGGUGUCUUCUUUCUCCAGAAGCUGCAGAAUUUCUUCAACAAAACGGACUAUUGUGAUUUAACGCUACAGUUCCGUGACAAUUCACAAUUGAAGGUGCAUCGCUUGGUGCUUAGCGCGUGCACUGAUUAUUUCAAUGUGCUGGAGCAAACAUGCGAAAUUAUUGACGACGCUCUCAUCAUGCCAUCCGAGUUUCAAGCCGAUGUUGUUGUGCCAAUUGUCAACUUCAUGUAUACGGGCACACUGGAGUUUGAAUUGAAAAUGUAUGGCAAACUGUUGCGCACCGCCAGGGAGAUGAAUAUGACGGUGUUAUUGAAGCUUCUCGAGGCACAUCGUCGCACCAUGGAAAAUGUAAAUCGACAGCAAAGACCACCGAGUCCGAAGGGCAUAAGACGUCGCCCUGUUGUGCCCACCAGCAGUGGAAACGCAACACAGCAACGUGCCUCUAUUGGAUCAGCACAGAAUCGCGGUGGCAUCGCAAACGUUAACACCGGCGGUGGCAGCAGCACCACAGUGCGCACGAAUGUGCAACAAGCCCGUAACGUGAAUACGCCCGCAAUACUGCGUUCUGGUGGCAUCAAUAAUCGUUCGCAAUAUGCAGAUUCACCGGUCGUCAAGCAGGAGCCCACCUCACCCUUUGAACAACUAAGAAAGGGAUAUAACAACAACAAGCGACCGGCGCAGACUAGUUUGCUGUCGCCGCCUUCAAAGAAACCCAGCUUGGAGGAGGUGAAGGAGUUUGCCGAACAGCAGCGUAUGCGCAAACAAAUUGCUGCCGAAUUCGGUGAUCAUGGCGAUACGGAAUAUGACAACAUGAUGCUGUAUGAUGAUGUGCAUACUGGCGAUGAUGAUGACGAUGAUGUGCCACCACAGCCGUCGACAUCAAAGCAGCAGCAACAACAAACACAACAGCAGCAACAGGCAGUGCAGUCAGGCACACAGACACAGAUGGAGCAUGGCACCACAACCAUCAUACUCAAACAAGAUUCGCCCAGCCAAACGCCCACAAUCAUUGUGAAGGACUCGUCGAACACAAAGCUCAAUCACACGAAAAUCAUAGCUGAAGUGUUGCGUCAAUAUCCGCACAUUGUGAAGGGCCACAAAAACAUCAAACUGAAAAUAAUGCCCAACAGUCCGGUGCAGGAGAAAACCGCUGCAACUGUGAAGCGUGGCUCGCCAGCACCUGCCCCAACAGCAGCAGCAACGUCAUCAGGAGGUGGCGCUACGUCGCCACAUAAGAAACUACACGUUUCUUUUAAACCAGACAAACCGAUGAUAACCACGCAGCAACAACAAAAGACCACACAACAAAAAGUAGCGGCAACGCCAACUGGCGAAGCAACACAAUCCCAAACCGCAUCGCAAACCACGUCGUCCUCGUCAACGGGUGCUGCGGCGGCACAAAAGCGACGCAUCGAUAGUAAGACAAUGCAUGCGCUUAUUGCACUUGGUGCUGAGAACACCACAGGUCCUUGGCUAUGUCUACGUUGCGGUGUCAAUGGUCGACCGAUCAGCAUUCCAUCAUAUCGUGGUUUCCGUCGUCAUCUGAUCAACACACACAAAGAGACUAUUGAUCCGGCGCUGUGCGAACAUUGCGGUUGGCGUUCCGGUAACAAUCGCGAGCUGCAUUUCCAUAUGUACACCGAGCAUGAGAUCAAAUCGCUGCUCUACAACUUUGCUGAAUGUGCACUGUGCAAUCGAACGUAUUUAAGUCGCGUGGAACUUGAUCAGCACAUCAACGAGGCGCACACGGAUGAAAACAAACAGCAGUGCAUUUAUUGUAACAAGGUGUUUGCGCAGGAGCUGCAACUGUAUAGGCACAUGAAGAGCUACCACAAGGCUCAGGCGCUAGAGGAUGGCAUCAUUGAUGAAACCGAUGAGGAGUAUAUGGGGUCACAGGAUGAAGAUGAGCAUAUGGCCGAAGAAGAUGAACAAGAGGAAGAAGAGGCCGAGGAUGAGCCUAUGCAAGACGAAAAAGUGCGCAUUUUAUCCGACAUCAGCUUGCCAGCGUCAAAUGCUGUAAUCCAGCAGCAGCAACAGCAGCAAGCUUGUGACGAACAAGAACAAGAGGAGGCCGAGGAAGAAGCAGAUGCUGAUGCCGAACAAUUGUUGCAAUCCAACGAACAGGAAGUCAAAUUUGUUGGUGCCGAUGGCAACGAGGUGGAGCUAACAGAUGAACAGCGCAAGGAAAUCUUGUCACAGUUGAAUCAACAGCAGGCAGGCGCACCCAGCGGUGGCGUUGUCAUGGUACUCAGCGAGCCCGAAAAUGAAGUGAAACAGGAAACUGAUGCCAAGUCAACAGCGGGUACCGAGGAGGAAUACGACGACAGUCAAAUUUAUAGCGAAUUGGGCGCCGCCUCAAUGGAGAGUAACAGCAAAAAGAGCGAAGCUGCUGAUGAAAGUAAGGAAUCUGUGGGCAUGAGUCUUGAAUGGGCAGAAAAUUUACUAUCUAAGCACGACUUGGAAACGGAACAGAACAGCAAAGAACCAAAGCCAGAGACGCGUCGAGAUGACAUUAGUGAAAAGCUUAAAGAGUUGACGGGCGAUUGGACCGAGGAUGAGAACGAAGAUGAAGAUGAAGUGGCAAAGACUGCUGCGACUACUGAAGCUGCUGCCGCUGAUGAGCCGGAAGCUGUUUUAGAAAAAGAAUCAGCUGAGGUUGCUGAUAUUAAAGAAGCUACCGAAGAACAUGCUGAGCCAGAGGAUGAUAUUGACUUGGCACUCGAAAGCUUACACAAAGGAGAAACGGAGGCCACAACUCCAGCAACAGUUGAGGAAGUUGCAAGCUCAAGCACAGCUGAAAUAAGCCAAGUCGAACCAGAAACUGAACCAACUGUUAAAAGCGAUGCCGAACCGAUGGACGACGACUCAAGCGUUACUGUUAAAACAGUUACAAAAGAUGAGAGCAAUCGACCAUUAAAAAGGAAGACGACGAAAUGGCCAUAGGAUACGCCACAAACAACAACGUUGGAAACUGAAGCCGCAAACGAAACCAAUGACGAGAGUCGUGUUGAAAACAAUGCUGAAACUUCAGCCACAAGCAUUGAAGAUGUCAGUCUAGAGACGGAUACUAUUCGAAAAGGUUUGCUCGAAGAAUUAAUUGCCGAAGCCGAAGCGCCUGAACCCGAUGCAACAGAUGUCAGUACACAACAAGAGGAAAAAUCUGCUGCUGCAGUGUCGCCAACUCAGCUCCCUGUUGUCGAUGGAUCAGAGGAAGAAUUGAAAGAGAAAGUGCCCAAUGAGAAUGCCAAUGUGAAGCCAACCGCGGAGACCAAUAACGAAGAAAAUGCAGAAGCAACGACGACAUUGCUGGAAGAAGCUGAAGAAACUGAGGAGAAGCCAAAUACAAGUGAUGUUGCUGAUGAUGACAUCGAUGGCAAGGCACAGCCACUGGCCACGCAGGAGAAACUAAAGAGUCUCAUGAGCGAAUGGGUAGAUGAUGAUGAGGACGAGAAUGAUGAUGAGAAUGGGGUUAGUGCUGCGGCGAAAGAGCAACUCUAAUUACUAGAUUUAUUUAUGUUUUAAGUUCGUUUUCGAUUGCCAGUGCUACAAUGCGAACGCGACCGCGACCAUUUAAUAGAAUAUGUCAGCGUACGAAAUAUUGUAGUAUAGAUAUAAAUACAUAUUUAUAUGCAAGCGUGUUAUUAAUCAAAUGGCAAGCUUUAGCCUGGAUGAGUUUUUCGGUUUCGAUUGUAAAUUAAUAAUAGUUUCAAUAACGAUAAUUUGAAACUUGCACGUAAUUGAAUAGAUUUAAUACAACUUUAACAAAACCCAAGCACAGAAAAAUUGUAUAAUUUACAUAUAUUUAUAAGUCACAUAAACAAAGCAUCCAACAAUUUACAUAUUUUCGACACGCAUAUGAAUAUUUCAAGAUUAGAUUAGUAAUCGAUGCACUUGGCAAUAUGUGUGGUUUUAUUUCUGCUACGUUUUACCACCAAGAAUCCAACCUUAAAUAAACCACUAACAUUUAUAAAUAAUACAAAAUAUAUAUUUAUAUAUUCAGAAUAAAAGAAAAACCAAUCUA